AUGCUAGACUCAGAUGAAUUUGAUUUAAGGUCAACUGCGCGUGAAGAUUAUGAUAGAAUUCAAGCAAGAAAACUUGAUGCCCUCCAUUUUCGAUUACAACAAGCAAUUAAUCUAAAAGAUGACGAAAUUGGCAGAUUAAAAGAUGAAAUUGCAUACUUAGAAGCUCAAAUUAAUGUUGUUGAAGACAAAAAUUUAACAAAAACAGGUCCUGUUGAAGAAAAAAUUCAAAAACUAAAAUUCAAAAAAUUUAAAAUCGAACAGAAAUACGAAUUACUAAUAACACAAAAGAAAACAGACUUUGCAAAAGAAAUAAAUUCAAUUAAUCUUGAUCAUCAAGAGCAAGUCAAACGUUUAAGAAGUGAAAUUGAAUACGUAAUGUUUAACUCAAGCUCACAAGGCUCAUCAUCUAAUAAAAAAGAAACUGAUGAAGUAGAUGCUUUUCUUGAAUCUAUAAAUUCGGAUAAAUACAGAAUUAAACAUCAAGAUAAUUCAACUAAAUCAUCAAUAUCUCAGCCAUUCAUUGAACAAACCCUUGGAGAUGUACAAGAAUUAGAAAAUCAGAAUCUCAAGCUUAAAGAGCAUAACCAAGAUCUUGAAAAUCAAAUUAAUAAAAUCAAGGAACAAAUUGCUGAUGCAGAAUCUAAAACAUUCACUCCAUCAUCAUCUGAUGAUGAUGAGUUUGAUGAUAUCUCAGAUGAUUCAUUUGAAUAUGAAGAUAAUUUAUCAAAUUCUCAAGUUGAAGAGAUAAAAGACAGAUUUAACGAAGAAAAAGAAAGACUUCAAAAGCAACAUCAAGCUGCAGUUCAAAAAUUAAAGCAGCAAAUUGAAAAACAACAAAAAGCAAUUGCUAAAUUUGGAAAUGAGAACAUAAGUAUAGAUGAUAAUGAUGACAAUGCUACAACUGCAACAUCUGCAGCAAAUAAUUCUAGGAAAUCUUCAAUUAAAAGAUCAUUAAUGGAUAACACACAAAUGAUAUAUAAUGAAAUAGCAACAAUGACAGACGCACAAAAGGAGAAGCGGAGAAAGGCUUUGCUUAUAGAAAAUGCAUCGUUAAAGAGAGAAAUUGGCCGGCUUAACUACAUGGUUUAUGGAAAGUCUGGUAAAUACGCCAAAUGGAGGAAUAUUAAAGUAUGA
This is a messenger RNA of Trichomonas vaginalis G3, 1134 nucleotides long. RefSeq lists its product as uncharacterized. The record is from RefSeq and is a predicted model, not a curated record. The transcript has a single exon. Lineage: Eukaryota; Parabasalia; Trichomonadida; Trichomonadidae. Bases 1 to 1134 code for a protein of 377 amino acids.